Messenger RNA from Malaya genurostris, 1999 nucleotides. RefSeq lists its product as uncharacterized. The record is from RefSeq and is a predicted model, not a curated record. The transcript has 2 exons. NCBI's taxonomy places the organism in Eukaryota, Metazoa, Arthropoda, Insecta, Diptera, Culicidae. The coding region runs from base 251 to 1849 and encodes 532 amino acids. Gene Ontology annotation, molecular function: protein binding.
UCAUUACUAUGUUCCAUUGUUCCUCUGUACUAGACUUUGUCGUUGUUUGUUUAUCUCCAAAAUGAAAUGAAAUAAACUUUGGUUGUUAUAUUUAUAUGAAAAAACAGUAGUUCCUGAGACAUAAACAAUUCAUCCAGUGCCUAAUGUAGACCGGCACUUGAUUGCAACGGGAAGUCAGCAACAGUUGAAAUCAUUCUACUAUAAAACAAACAGAAUGACGAUCUGCUUCACCUAUUUUACGUUGUAAGAAAUGUCCGACUUCGAACUCUUACCCUUUGAGAUUUGCUGUUUGAUUUUUGACUUUUUAAGUGUCGCAGAUUUGAAAAAUGUAUCUCUUACUUGUCGUCGUUGGUGUCAUAUCGUAUUUUCCGAUAGAUACAUUCGACGGUUCAUGCUCAAAAUUAAUUUGCAUCGAUCGGAUAUUUCUAAGGUAGUGAAAUCGACAGGAUCGUCUGCCGUGACCGAUCAUUCGCGUGUUUAUGAGCCCAGUUCCUUUUCCUGUUCACUCUACCAACGAUGUCGAAUGAAUAAAACGAAAUCCAAAUGUGAACUGCGCCAGAUGUCGCUGGUGCUACGACGCUCUUGUCGUCACUACACUAAUAUUACUUUCGUGUGCGACAACCGAAGUGAGUUCACGGAUAACGUUUUCAAUGUAAUAUUGAAUCUCCUGAGACCAAGUGGUUUAGAACGUGUAGAGCUAUUGAAAAUUAUUCUUUCCUCCAAUUUAAACGUUCUGGUUACAAUACUGAAUAGUGCCAUAAGGAACAUGAUAAGGUUGAAGAGUUUUCAUUUAAUUUACGAUCCGCAACGUAGGCUACAAUGUGGAGAUCAAGUAAGACCAUGCGUAGUCAUCGAAAGUUCAACAAUCACGCACAUUGAGCUAAAGUCAGUUAUCCCAGAGCAAAUAAAAGUACCCAAACUGAACUCAUUGGAUGUUAGUUUACAACCUGGGAUAGCAGCUAUAAUUGAAAGUGUUGCGAACCAUUUAACGACUCUGCAGCUUCAACUAGAUUGCACCUCGGUAAACUGCGGUGAGGAAGAGAUCUACGCUCUUUCACUUGAACGUUUAAAAGUGUUGAAACUUAGCAGAGGUACCAUGAAUGAGUUCAGCUUCCCAAUCCCUGUUAGCUCCAAUAGACCAGGACUUAAACUACGUUUCUUUCGGCAUUUGAACAAACUGGAGAAGCUUAUUCUAGAGGAAAAGUACACAGCAGAAAAUAUUUUUCUCGCCAUAUGUGAAACUUCGCUCAACCUCGUAGAACUCAAAAUUGAUCACCUCAAGGUUAUCAACUGUACUGUUUUGGAUAGACUGUCGCUUUUGCAAAAUCUCAAGAUACUGGCUUUGCCUAACAUAUAUUCAUCGCAUGAGAUCUCUUUUCACUACGUUUAUCUGCCGAAACUAGAAAGUCUUCAUCUGGAGAUAUUUAAAGAUUCCUCUUAUUCGUUCAGCAAAUUCGUCAAUCUUAAACGUCUGAUAAUCGGGUCGUAUUCGUCGCAGGCUCCGGAAGUGAUUGAUAUUGUUUCGAUGUACAUUCAACAAUUGCGCGAGUUACGGUUAUACUUUCUUGAUUAUGCUGGUGUUCCAUCGCGAACAUUCCGCAAGUUAGCCUACCUAGGACAACUACGGAGAUUGGAACUAAUCAAAGGUCAUCUGCGACGGGAUGUAUUUGGUCGAUGCCCUCCGGGGUUGAGUGAGCUGGAAUCGAUCGUGUUCAACUGCUGCCAACUGGAUACGGAGCAGUUCGAUGGACUCCGUGAGAGAUUCCCCAAGUUGAAAGAUGUUCGAUUUGAGGAUUGCCUGGUACGCGGUCAAAUGCCGUAUUCGGAAGUAAGGCUGAGUUAUCGUUAAGCUUGUCAAUGUUAAGCGCAAAUUUCCUAGAUUUUAUCGUUAAUAUAAUUUUGUUGAAGCCAAACGUUGAGAUUAUGUAUGUGUAUUCAUUGAUAAGGAAAAGCAGGUAAAAAAAUGGCCGGAUUCUGGAACAUGGGUUUUAGACUUCAA